This is a messenger RNA of Toxorhynchites rutilus septentrionalis, 1776 nucleotides long. Its product is annotated as serine protease inhibitor 42Dd-like. Bases 66 to 1277 code for a protein of 403 amino acids. Gene Ontology annotation, molecular function: serine-type endopeptidase inhibitor activity. The record is from RefSeq and is a predicted model, not a curated record. The transcript has 4 exons. NCBI's taxonomy places the organism in Eukaryota, Metazoa, Arthropoda, Insecta, Diptera, Culicidae.
AAUCAAUCGGUUCAGAUAAUUUAGUUGCGAAUUUGUUUAUUCAAUUGGGUUGUAUUUUACCGACAAUGACAGAAGCUGUAGAUACAAAUUUCAUUCGUAGCACAAAUGAUUUUGCAUUUAAGCUUUACAAACAAAUAGUCUUUAACGAGACCAAAAAUGUUAUCAUCUCACCAUUUUCCAUCAGCACCUGCUUGUCAUUUGCUGCCAUGGGCUCGGCCGGAGAAACGGCCAUAGAAAUGCUCUCUGUUAUGGAGUACGACAUUGUGGCUGGAAAAAAAGCGAUAGCUAACAAUUUUGGCAAAAUAAUAGCUGGACUAGAUGAAAACAACAACUUGAAAAUUGCGAACAAAAUAUACGUCAUGGAGUCAUACCAAGUGAAACAAAGUUUUGGAGAAAUUGCCACAAGAACUUUUCGUUCCGAAAUUGACACCGUUGACUUUAAAAAGAGUAUAGAAACUGCCAAAACAAUAAACCAGUGGGUAGAACAAAAGACGAAUGAGAAGAUUAAGGAUUUGAUUUCUCCAGACAGCCUUAACGACAAGAUCCGAAUGGUGUUAAUUAAUGCUAUCCAUUUUAAGGGCACAUGGACGCAUCAGUUUAAUCCAGAAAAUACUAGACCAAUGCCUUUCUGGAUCAGUCCGAAUGAGUCUACAGAUGUUCCAAUGAUGAAUAUCAAGAAACUUUUUAAAUAUGGUAUUUUUGAUGAACUGGGAUUUGCCGCGCUGGAACUAUCCUACGUUGAUAACGAUAUAAGCAUGAUUAUAUUAUUGCCCCAUGAAAGGAUUGGAUUAGGCAAGCUUGAAGAAAAUCUUCCUAAUCUUGAUAUUUCGGAUUUGCUGACAAAGAUGCAUUUUCGAGCGGUAGAGCUUUCUCUGCCAAAAUUCAAAAUCGAAUUCGAUAUUGAUCUUAAGCAGUUACUCAAGAAACUUGGUAUGGCGGGAAUAUUUUCCGAUUCCGCCGACUUCAGUGAAUUGCUGGUGCAAAAGGUUCCACUCAAGGUAUCCAAAGUCAUACAUAAAGCGUUCAUCGAAGUGAACGAAGAAGGAACAGAAGCGGCAGCAGCUACAGGAGGCAUCUCGUUUAGGGUCACAGAGGGCGGUUUUCGUCAUAUCUCAUUUCAAUUCGGUAUCUUUUAUCUGAUACGAACCACCAAACGACUGUUUACCAUACUUCUGUCAUCAUCACUCGGUAAACACAAGUGGAGUGAACAUACAAUACCCAACAACCAAACAAAAUUGACCUUUUCAGUGCCACCAAAUCAUUAUCAAAGAGUUUAACGAUGUAAUUCUUCAGACAUAUCCAAAAUCAACAAAUAGUCUAACGGAAUCCUACGUCAACUAUGCGGUCGUGUCUCGGACACAACCCUUCUGUGACUUUUUAGAUGAGUGUCGUUCUUAGUAUGUACUAGUUUGUUAUGUCGAUUCAGGCUGAACAUUAGAAUUUAAUGAACUGAGGAUACUUUCAACAGUAACAGGUAGAAUGUCCAAUUUUUACAACGGUUACCCAAAGAUAUUAAAAAACAAUUCGUUACAAGAAGGAUUAUAGAAGAACUAUAACAAUUUUCCAAGACAUACAAACACAAAUAUGAAUACAAUAGAUGAAGUGUAGUCCAGAAACAAUCUAACCAGAAUACCUUACCCACAGUUAACUAUUCUAUAUUUCAGAUAUCGCAAUAAUGGCAUGCUGCCCAAUAAUACCAGUACAAUUCAUAGUGGACCGUCCUUUCCAUUUUGUUUUGUUUGAUAGACGAAAUAGAGUAUCCGUUUUCAACAGACG